This is a messenger RNA of Ipomoea nil (Japanese morning glory), 765 nucleotides long. Its product is annotated as RNA-directed DNA polymerase homolog. Bases 1 to 765 code for a protein of 254 amino acids. NCBI's taxonomy places the organism in Eukaryota, Viridiplantae, Streptophyta, Magnoliopsida, Solanales, Convolvulaceae. The record is from RefSeq and is a predicted model, not a curated record. The transcript has a single exon.
AUGCAGGAAUUAAAUGCGCAAUUACAAGACUUACUAGAUAAAGGCUACAUCCGCCCUAGUACUUCACCAUGGGGAGCACCAGUGCUAUUAGUAAAGAAGAAAGAUGGGAGCAAGCGGCUUUGUAUUGACUAUAGGGAGUUAAACCAAGUCACAGUAGAGAACAAAUAUCCCCUACCCCGAAUCGAUGAUCUAUUCGACCAACUCAAGGGAGCGGGUGUAUUUUCAAAAAUCGACUUGAGGUCCAGGUACCAUCAAGUGAAGGUAGCCGACCAGGACAUUCUUAAAACGGCUUUUCGAACCCGAUACGGCCACUACGAGUUCACAGUAAUGCCAUUCGGAUUGACUAAAACGGCUCCCGCUGUAUUCAUGGACCUUAUGAAUCGCGUGUUUCGCCCUUACCUAGAUGAUUUUGUGAUAGUGUUCAUCGACGACAUCUUGGUCUACUCUCGGACUAAUGAGCAACAUGAGAAACACAUGCGGACUGUGUUGCAAACACUGAGGGCAAAGCAAUUGUACGCCAAACUCUCUAAGUGCGAGUUCUGGAAAGACAAUGUGGCGUUCUGGGGCCACGUAGUGACCAAGAAAGGAAUCAUGGUGGAUCCGGCAAAAAUCCAAGCAGUUAAGGGCUGGCCAAUACCAACAACAGUUGCGGAAGUUAGAAGCUUCCUCGGGCUGGUAAGGUACUAUCGCAGGUUCAUGCCUGAUUUUGCUAAAGUGGGCCAGCCCAUGAUGAGACUCAUGAAGAAGGAAAUCCCCUUCCAGUGA